GUCAUUGACAUCGUCACAGUCGUAUACACGUUACGGUUUCCCUCGUGCUCACGCGUUUUUGUCGUCUAGAAUCCGGUGUGGUCGUCGCGAUUCGCUUUCCAUUUUUUUUUUUUUUUGGUGAAAUGAAGACAUCGUCGUGAGCUAGUGAACAAGUUGCCGAAGAAUUCGGCGCGACAACUGUCAUCGUCGUCGUCGUCGUCGUCGUCGUCGUCGAUAACUUUUGUCACGCGCGUGUUAUCAGCCACGUUGUCAUUGUGUCGUCGUUGAAUUCAACAUCUCCGCGAUGGAUCGGUGAAAAUAAAGUACACUCUGAUAGUGGACUAGAAGUGGACUGUAAGUUUGUUAUGGACACAGAGGUUCACGUGUGUAUGAAGACCGAAAGAAUCGUGUGGUCUUCUGACGUGCGUCAAGACGCACGAGCCUUGUUUGCAGUGAUAAGCGGCACAUUCGAAGGACGUUAGUCAUUUAAAAAAGAAAAAAAUUGUUUUAUGAUACACUCAUCGGAGCGUCUACAAAAGCUUGCAAGGAGGAUCGUGGCGGAAACGGCUUUAACAUGCAUUGAAACAAUUCAUUCUCGAUCAUUCGAGUCGUACCGAUAUUCGCCAGCGGGCGAACGCAGUGAUACGACAACGUGAACGUCAGACACGGAGCGUAUCGCUGGCGAUAAAAACGCGCCGGUGCGUCCUGUCGUCUCCACGAGUCGCAGGAAGAAUAGGAGCGCGCGUUUCCGACCCUCCAUGGACCACGGAGCGAUGGACAGCUCUUCCGAUCACAGCAGCCGUGCCAGUCCCGUAACCGGCAGUCCGAAACAUCCUCACAGCCCGUCGACGCAGCAGAGCCAGCAGCAGCAGCAGCAGCAGCAGCAGCAGCAGCAGCAGCAGCAGCAGCAGCUUCACGGCAACCAGCAUCAACCGCCGCCGUCUCAUCAGCAGUCGCACGGGCGCGAUCAUCAGCAACAGCAUCGCGGUGUACCGACACCGGGAUCGCCCACGAGAGGUUCGCCACCCCAGGGCCUUCCUUUGAGCCCGCCGCCGUUGUCGGCCGGGGGUGGCCACGGGGCACCGCCGGGUAUGGUGCCUCGUAUGCCGGGACUGCCGCCGCCGGGACUUGGACUAUUGGGCCAGCUCGGUGGUAUGCUGAGCGGGCACCAUGGUUCGCCGCUGGAACUGAUGGCAGCCCAUCACGCCGUCCUGCCACCAAGAUCAUACAACAGCCCGCCGCCGAUCAGCACGAGCGAUCCCACCGCCAACGAGUGCAAGUUGGUGGAUUAUCGUGGCCAGAAAGUCGCCGCGUUCAUCAUCGCCGGCGACACGAUGCUCUGUCUGCCGCAGGCCUUCGAGCUGUUUCUCAAACACCUCGUGGGCGGCCUUCACACAGUCUACACGAAGCUCAAGCGACUGGAUAUCGUGCCGUUGGUGUGUAACGUCGAGCAGGUUAGGAUUCUACGCGGCCUCGGAGCCAUCCAACCCGGCGUCAAUCGGUGCAAGCUGCUCAGCUGCAAGGACUUCGACGUUCUUUACAGGGACUGCACUACGGCCAGCUCCAGGCCAGGAAGACCCCCAAAGCGAGCUUCCGUUGGACUGAGCCUGGCGGCGAGCCACCUAGCCGCGGCGGCUGGCCAUCAUCCUCAACACUCCCUGAAGAAGCACAGAAUGGACAACGGCGAUUAUUACGAAAACGGACACCUCGACGUACCCAGGAUGGAGAAGUCACCGCUUCUGGCGAACGGUUACAAUCACCCGCCCACGCACCUGAGCCACAUGCAGUUUAUGCAGCUCAGCGGACACCCAGGUGCAGGACACACCGCCAUCCUGUCACCGGCCAGUUUGCCGCAUCACCUGCAAGCGCAGGCACAGGCUCGGGCCGAGCAGGGUCUCAAGGUCAACCCGAAUAUGACCAACAUGGAGGCCCUCGCGAGGUCCGGGACGGUUUGGGAAAACUGCCGAGCUGCCUACGAAGAUAUUGUCAAACAUCUCGAAAGGCUCCGCGAGGAGAGGGGCGACGCCGAGAGAGCGCUGGCUUUGGACCACAAACCCAGGGACCUCAGCUCGCACAAUGGCUCCUCCAACGGUCACAGCCCGGUUCUAAAUCUCUCAAAAACGGCGGGAAGCGGAAGCGUGGGCGAGCAGUCCGGAAGCGAGGCAGGUGCGUCGCAUCGUUCUCAAGACGACGAGGAGGAGGACGACAAUCUGUCGGAGGACCUCGAGGACGACAACGAGAAGGACGAAGAUUUGUCGGACGUGCCGGAAAACCUGCCGUUGCCGGCACCAGGCUCGGAAAGUCCUCCCCAGGCCCUGAAUUACUCGCAGAUAGCCUCGGCGGCGGUCGCCGUGUCUCAAAGCGCCCAGGACCCCUCGGUCUCGAGUACGGAGACCCUGCUGAGGAAUAUCCAGGGCCUGCUCAAGGUCGCGGCCGACAACGCGAGGCAGCAGGAGAGGCAAAUCAACUACGAGAAAGCCGAGUUGAAAAUGGACGUUCUCCGAGAGCGGGAGGUCAAGGACAGUCUGGAGCGGCAGUUACAAGACGAGCAGAAGGUGCGAGUGGUUUACCAGAAACGGUUAAAGAAAGAACGAAGAGCGAGGAAACGGCUGCAGGAGCAGUUGGACCUGGAGGUCAAGAGGCGCACACAAUUAGAGGAGGCCCUGAAAGCCACGGGCGCGUCCUCGGAGCAAGUCAGAGCGAUUACCGACAUCGCGAUAAUCGGGCGAUUGCUAUCUUUCUAUGACGCAGAGAACGUAACGGCGGAGGCGCGCACGAGUUCGGAGCCGGAGGCUAGCCCGGUACAUUCUCAGUCGCAGCAGCAGUCGUCGCAGCAACAGCCACCGCAGCAACCCCUUCAGCAGCAACAGGCAGCGGCCCAGCAAUACCGGGAGGCGCAAGUGCCGCGUCCUUCCCAGCAACCGUCGACGCCGGAGAAGCCCGCAUGGGGAUACGGGCUGGAUCUCAUCGGUAGCCAGGCGUCGGCCUUCUGGCAAAACUACCAAGAAUCGCUGGUGCAGGAACUUGAGCUGGAGAGAAAAUCGCGGCAGCACCAAGCGGCCGAGAGGGACCAAGUCAAGUCUCCUCUUCAAGGUGCGUUGAAUAAAGAGUCGCGGACGGGUUACUACAAGAACUCCGUUCUGUUUACGAGCGCGACCUAGAAGAGGCCGGACGACGGCAGGCGGGGGCAGCAGCAGGCAGAUCGUGCAUCGAGCAGCCGAAGCAGCGAGUGAUCGAUCGGAGAAGUGGGAAGCGCGAUUCGAAGCCACGAGACGAAGAGAAAGAUAGCGGACUCACGCAACGAGAACCGAGGACGGGGGGAGGCUUUGCGGAACGAGAGAGAAGCUCUGCUCGCGACGGAUUCGACGGAGGAAGAGCAGGACUCCGGAGUGACGACGAUCUCGCGCGAGUGUCCGCGGAGACUUAUAUGUACAGCUCGGCCGAGCACCGAGAGUAUCUUUGUCGCGUUGGCGGGCUCGUAAGUUCCGGACGAGAGUUGUGUGCGAGCGAGCGAGCGAACGAACGAGCGAGCGAUCGAUCGAUCGAUCGCUGAACGACGACGGCAACGGACUCGAUUUCGUCGAGCCGGCCGUAAAAGCGCGUGGCCGUUUCACACGUUUGUACAGAGCCGCCGCGACCGGCCGCGCUUUCCGACACUCGAGGGUCGGGGAAAACGGAGGAGGAACGAAGAGCAGAGAGGAAUCUUCGAAUCGAGAGAUCGGUCCGGUCCGGGGGAUCCGCGACUGGGACGCGGACCGAUCGGCACACAUAUCAACGACGCGAUACUCGCCGAUCUCCCGAUUCGCGUUCGCGGCGAUCGCGCUGGGGGAAUCGCGUCGUUCGUUCGACGACGACGACGACGACAGUACCCCGAAAGGAGGAUAUUCUCUAAACAUACGCAUCAUCGAUUAUAUUACCCGUGACGGAUGAUGACCGAACAUUGCGUGACUCUCGCGGUACCGAGACGAUCGCGGACGACAGAGGCGAGGUGACAGAGGGAGAGCGGGAAGAGAGAUAGAGAUGGAGAGAGGAAGUGAGAGAGAGAGAGAGAGGGAGAGAGAGGAAGGUAGGCGGAUAACGAAUGGGAGAUAAGAGAGGCAUAUUUCUAAAGACUGCUGGCGAGUGCGUGCGUGAGUGCAUGCGUUCCUAGAGGUACCUAUCUCCUAAUUAUCGAGCGAAUUAAUUAGAUAAUCGUUUUUAAGGGAUUCCAAGCGAUCGGGCGCGCUACGCCGUCGUCGCGUGCAUCGUGAGGCGCGCCGAUUUCGAGUAUUAUUAUCAUUAUUAAUAUUAUUAUUAUUAUAUACGUCGCCGCGGCGGCGCGAGGCCCGAUCCGAUCGCCCACUGCGAAACGAAUGCCGAGUCGCGGGCCCUCUCGUCGCGCGACCGGCCCAUUUCGAUAUCCCGUCGGAACCGGCGCCUUCGGCGGUGCCGAUCAUUGCGUUUCGAUGUUGCGACGAUUUCUUUUUUUUUUUUCGAGAACGCCGUCUCUCCGGACACGUCGUCGCAGCGCCGAAAAACGCGCACCGGCUUUUUGUAAGAUGCGCAUAGGAGCGCGGAAAUUGACGAGCGAGUCCCUUCUGGAUUCGACGCGGAACGGAAUUAGAGCGACUCGAGCGCUGUAUCAUAGAAAAACGAGAGAGAGAGAGAGAGAGAGAGGGGGGGGGGAAGUAAGAGUAAGAAUGACGAGGCGAGAAAAUGAGCGUAUGAAUGAAAGACAGUGCGAAUGAUAGACGUAGAGAAAAAUCUCGAGAGAAAGAAAAAGGGAGGAGAGAGAAAGAGAGACAGAGAGAAAGAGAGAAAGAGAGAAAAAGAGAAAGUGAGAAAGAAUUUUGCGAGUAUGUGCGCGCGCGCGUGUGUAUAUGUAUGUGUGUGCGUGUGAGAGGGUGCAUGUAUGAUAAAAACGGAAACAACGGGGGAUUCUCUCCUAGCGUCUUAAAUAGUAACACCUUAUUUAUAUAAAUAACUUAGUUACUACCGAAGCAAGUAAGUCUAAUCCAUAUUGCGUGUGUCCCGCGUUUGCGUUGACCGGCCGAGAACAUCCGGCGAAAUAUCUCUUGGCGCGUGCGAAAGGUGCGGACGUAGGCGAGGAAAAGAAAAGAGGAAAAGGGACACUUCCGAGGACGCGCGCACGCGUCCUUUGCAGAGUCUGGUACAGUGCGAGGAAAGCGCCAGGGAUAUUUCCCCGGGGACCGGUCCCCGUAUUUAAGAUCCAUGUACAAAGUCUUUUGCCGUAAGGUUCUUGUGUUGUAAAGUUCACAUAAUCAUAGUGUCUAGUAUCGUACCAGCUAAAGCCCGUUAAGACGAUGCUAAACGUAGAGAAACGAAAAUUUAACCACCGAUAGCUGAUCCGUAUUUGCCAUCGCCGCUACCGAUUGACGGAAAGGAGGGAGGGAUAAAGGAUGGAAGAGGGUUGGACGCGAAAGUGUUCAGGUAACGUUUUUCACGAUCGAGAACCGUACGGAUGACAUCGAUAGUGCCGACGAUCCCGAGGGAUGACUUUGGCCGACGCCAAAUAGUACAAAUUAAAUCGCGAAGACAGAUAUUGACAGUUGAAUCGCUUUUUCACGCGAGGCAAGCAACAUCGAUAGUUCUCGAUACGAUCACGCACAAACAAUUUACUGUAGAUGAAAUCUGAAAAUAGCGAAUGUGUUUCAAAUCGAUUUGGGAGAUUUCCGGUGCAACAAAAUGAAUUGAAUGUGCGGUUCUACGAUCGGGGAAAACGAUACCGUGUUGGCGAAGAUGAAGGUGAUAUGCGAAAAAGAGAGAAACGUGCGAAACGUUUGCGGGGCGGAGUUGGGAAUGAGGAGUAAGAGGGGGGGAACUUUGUCGUCGCCACAUUGCGAGUCACGGCGACGGUGACUAGUGACGCCGAUUUCGCGACUGGACUUAUACAAUCUAGUAUCGAGGCAAGAAGUGUAUUCAUUGUAAUUCAGCAUUAUUACCUAUAAAUAAAUAGUUGUUAUUG
Monomorium pharaonis (pharaoh ant) is the source of this 5944-nucleotide messenger RNA. RefSeq names its product dachshund homolog 2 (gene dac). The record is from RefSeq and is a predicted model, not a curated record. Bases 738 to 3140 code for a protein of 800 amino acids. NCBI's taxonomy places the organism in Eukaryota, Metazoa, Arthropoda, Insecta, Hymenoptera, Formicidae. The transcript has 12 exons.